AUGAAGCAGAGAAAGCGAUCCAGCAGCGGGUGCUGCGGCUGGUUCCUGGUGAUAAUUGUUUUGGCGGGAAUCGCAUUUGCGGUUUUCGCGGUCCUCAAACACAAAACGUGGGGCUCCGGUUCGCCUGCUCUCGGCGACCCGAAGAAAUACUCCGACGCGCUCAAAAUCGCAAUGCAGUUCUUCGACAUUCAAAAAUCUGGGAAAUUGGAUGAGAAUCAGAUACCUUGGAGGGGGGAUUCGGCUUUAAAAGACGGUAGCGAAGCGAAAAUCGAUCUUUCAAAGGGAAUGUACGAUGCCGGGGACCACAUGAAAUUCGGGUUUCCGAUGGCGUUCACCGCCACGGUACUAUCGUGGGCCAUACUCGAAUACGGUGAUCAAAUGAAUGGGGCGGGUCAAUUAGAACCCGCUCGUAACUCGUUGAAAUGGAUCACCGAUUAUCUCGUAAACUCUCAUCCGACUGCCAACGUCCUCUAUAUUCAGGUCGAUCCGUAAAUAAA
Messenger RNA from Erythranthe guttata (spotted monkey flower), 497 nucleotides. The record is from RefSeq and is a predicted model, not a curated record. Lineage: Eukaryota; Viridiplantae; Streptophyta; Magnoliopsida; Lamiales; Phrymaceae.